Molecule: messenger RNA, 1395 nt
Organism: Macadamia integrifolia
Lineage: Eukaryota; Viridiplantae; Streptophyta; Magnoliopsida; Proteales; Proteaceae
Product: aspartic proteinase nepenthesin-1-like
Exons: 1
Coding region: 1-1395 (464 amino acids)
Cellular component (GO): extracellular region
Source: RefSeq, a predicted model, not a curated record
AUGGCUUUCAUGGAGACUUUGUUAUCUCUAAUCCUUCUCCUCUCAAGUGCAUUGCUACUACAUUCCAUUGUUGUUCAUGAAGGUCCCAAGUCCAUCACUCUAAGCCUCAUUCACCCAUUCUCUGUCCAUUCACCAUUCUAUCCAGGGAAGAACAUAACAGAUGUGGAGAAGAUUAAUCUACUUAUUCAGGCCACAGAAUCCCGUAUGCAGCAUCUAUUCCCAACCACAACAAUGAGACGACAAGGAAGCCGGAAUGGUAGCAGUAAAAUUGACGACAUAGGGACACUAGUGGAAUUUAGCGGUGCCUAUUAUCUAGCCAAGGUGGGAAUAGGUUCAUUUCCACCAGUUCCUGGCCCAAAGUGGAUGAGUUAUUUGUUGAUUAUGGACACUGGAAGUCACAUUACAUGGGUACAAUGUGAAGGUUGUGAUCCUUGCUUACCCUUGUCUCAACCCAAUUUCCCAUACCGACUAUCUCAAAGUUAUAGGGCUAUUCCUUGUGGUCACCAAGAUUGUCCAACUACAAGGGAGGAUUGCUUCGGAUCAUUUUGUGGAUUCAAAAUAAUCUACUGGGAUAUAUCUGGGCCCUCAACGAAGGGAACUAUUGUAAGAGAGACCUUAACCUUCCUUUCUGAUUCAUCUAGAGGACUUACGGAAUCCUAUCCCAAUUUCUUCUUGGGUUGUGGCUUACAAAGCCACAAUCAUAGGUUUCCACCACAUAAUAAAGCUGCCGGGAUUUUGGGCUUAGGGCUUGGAGGCCAUGGAACAUCUCCCAUAUGGAAGCAAGUAGACAAAAAACGGUUCUCUUAUUGCCUAUUUAUCUCUAUACAGGCCAGUUCAAAGUUACAUAUUGGAGAAGGUGCAAGGAUGGUAGGACCACAAGUUGUGUCUACGCCAUUGAUGAGGGGAUCUAACCCAUCACUUUACUAUGUGGACUUGCAAGAUAUCAGCAUUGCAAGUUUUCCCCUUAGACUAGGGAGAUCCCUUUCUGGUGGUUGCGCAAUAGAUACAGGUGCUCCGAUUACCAUACUUGUUUCUAAUGUUUAUGCCCAUGUGAGAGCUUUUUUUGUUCAGUACUUCGCACAGUUUGGUAUUCAUCCAUAUGGUAGUGGAAGCAGGCCAGGAGAUGUGCCCUAUUUCGAUCUCUGUUUCCCAAGGCCGUAUGGUUUUAAUAGGUUUCCAACUAUGACGUUUCAUUUCAGAGGAGCUAACCUUGUUGUGCAGCCCAAUGGUGUAUUUGCAGUAGGGGGGAAUUAUAUUUGUGUUGCACUUAGAUCAGGCGCCACUACAAUGAUUGGAGCUUUUCAGCAAACGAAUUACAGAUUUUCCUAUGAUUUGGAGUUGGGGGAUAUAGGAACUCUCUUCUUUGCUCCUGAGAAUUGUGGAGCAAGUGCUUAA